GCUGGAUUUCUGAAAACUGCCAUAACAGUAUAUUGAUUUUUUUACAUAUUCGGAAUCAGCAUCGAAAACUGAGUCGAUUCAUGAAUGUUUCGAAUCUUUUCACGAACUUUUUCUUUCGCCGAAAAAUUCACCCCUGGUCCUCCUAUGAGGAAGAGAUCAAAAAAUAAAGUCAGUCAAAAAGUCACUUGGACAACGGAAAUCGAGUUCGGAACUUCUAAAAUGCUAGUAGAACAUAAAAUGGCAAAAGAAUAAACAAUAAAAACGGAGUUUUGGCAGCCUUCAUUUUUUGACCUACCCUUCAUGGAGACCAGGGGUGAAUUUUUCGACGAAAAAAAAAGUUCGUGAAAAGAUUCGAAACAUACGUGAUUCGACUCAGUUUUCAAUGCGGAUUCCGAAUAAUACAAAAAAAAUCAAUAGACUGUUAUGGCAGUUUUCAGAAAUCCAGCAUGGUUUUUCAGAAAUUCUCUAAAAAACCGAUCUUCGAAUGGUUUCUCAGAAAAGAUUUUGCUUAUGAAAAUAUGCUUCUAGAUCUUGGCUAUCCAACACUGAAAACCGCCGGUCUCUAUCUUGUUCCUAUCAAAAGUUAUUCAAAAAGCAUCUGACUGCCUUGAAUUCUGGCGCCGAUAGUAGUUCGAACUGACCGUUUAAGUUACUAUUAUUUUUCAGGCAGCGGUCAUUGCAUGGACAUCUGAAUUUAUACCGAAAUUGACCUACAAAAUAAUAGAAGGAAAAGGAACAAGUCUAGAUGGUUAUGUUAAUUGGACACUUUCCUCGUUUUCUAUCAGUGAUUACAAUAAAACAGGCACUCUGAAUCCAAAUAUUCCAUCAAAUUUGACUUACUGUCGUUAUCGUGAUUUUCGAGAAUCAACUGGUCCUAAUUAUGAUCACACAUCACUCUAUUGGCAUACUAUUUCUGCUCGUCUAGCUUUUAUGAUCAUUUUUGAAAAUGUUAUCUAUCUAAUUGUUUAUUUGGUUCAAUUGAUGGUUUCCGAUGUAUCAAGUCAAGUUCAAGAAGGUAUCGAUCGGCAACGUUAUGGCGAACAGUCUCAUCAAGAUUCGUCUCCCAAGAAUCCGUCUGCAGUGGAAGAAGCGAUUCAAAUAAUGAAAACAAAAAGCGAAGCGACAGAAAAGUAA
Messenger RNA from Rotaria sp. Silwood2, 1134 nucleotides. The record is from the annotation of a GenBank genome assembly. Lineage: Eukaryota; Metazoa; Rotifera; Eurotatoria; Philodinida; Philodinidae.